Racocetra persica is the source of this 298-nucleotide messenger RNA. NCBI's taxonomy places the organism in Eukaryota, Fungi, Glomeromycota, Glomeromycetes, Diversisporales, Gigasporaceae. The record is from the annotation of a GenBank genome assembly.
AUGACCACUUACCAAUCGAUCGAAGAAGGAAUACCUCGUAAUCAUCCUAGUGGUUCUGGAAGUGAUGACGAUAAAAUUGGUUUGCUAAGUAAUGUUAAACGUCGUAGACAAUUUUUAAAUUUUUUAAAAAUUGCUAUUGGAGUGAUUUGCUUUGGUACUAUUUUAUGGUGCUCUUUCAUUUGGUUCCAAGUAUCUGAUGGUAUUUCAUUUCACCAGUUGUGUCUAAAUCCAGUUAUGAGGGAAAAAUACACGUUUUUUGGAGAUAACAAUUCCAUUGGAACAUUGGCUGCGCAGAAUG